UCUUGGAGGACCGGUCUAUGCAUAUACUCCGCGGCUAAUGCGCCCUAUAUCCCGCGCCGCACAGUCUACUAGUCGCCCCCCGGAUGGAGCCCGUGCCAUUGCGCGCUCGGUCGCGUCGGCACGUCCGCCUCUCGCAGCGUCGCCUGACAGUCGCGACCCUGUCAAAACCAUCCCCUGCCAGCCCCUUCUUGUCACGGUCCUCGCUUGCUUUCCUGUGCUGUGUUCGUUUCUUUGUACGUCGUGCGCUCCCUCCCGAUGGUCUUACUGCUGUUCUCGGCACCGUCUUUCCUUGGCUUCCUCUUUCCUUCCCUUGUCUGCCUACUCAUCUCUCCCCUCGUCCUCAUCCUCACCAUGUACUAUUACGUCCCAUUAUGGCCCCCUCCUCAUACGGACUUGCCCAUUUCACAUAUGGACUUGCCACUCAUCCAUCUCAUGGGGCCCCAUUCAUGCCUUACUUCCGAAUCCUGACGUACCUAUCUAUUGUUCCUCCUCUUCUUUUCCCUCGAUCAAAUCCAUCUCGGACCCUACCUCACGGACAUGGCUUUCUUUGUCGUGUCACCAGCACGGUCCCCCAUGGACAUAUCUACUCAAUUGUACACUAUAGUACAUACACUCAUACAGCACCGCUGCGCUUGCGCACGAUUACAUCUAGUACGACUCACCGGGCUUCCCUCUUGCUGGUUACUUUCCUGGGGAUCCGGAUUAAACCUAUUAUCGACUGAUGUUGUACUAUCUUAUAUUGCUUGCAAGGCCUGCUUCCUUUUUGCUUUCUUCUAGGCCGAG
Molecule: messenger RNA, 783 nt
Organism: Schizophyllum commune H4-8
Lineage: Eukaryota; Fungi; Basidiomycota; Agaricomycetes; Agaricales; Schizophyllaceae
Exons: 1
Coding region: 84-722 (212 amino acids)
Source: RefSeq, a predicted model, not a curated record